This is a messenger RNA of Saccoglossus kowalevskii, 1038 nucleotides long. RefSeq names its product tRNA selenocysteine 1-associated protein 1-like. Lineage: Eukaryota; Metazoa; Hemichordata; Enteropneusta; Harrimaniidae. Gene Ontology annotation, molecular function: RNA binding. The record is from RefSeq and is a predicted model, not a curated record.
UGAACCAAGAGGAUAUUGUUUUGUAGAUUUUGAUAAUGAACACAGUGCACAGAGAGCUCUCACCAAACUGAAUGGUCAGACUAUUGCUGGCACUAAUCCUCCCAGAAGAUUCAAACUUAAUGUUGCUGCUCAUGGAUCAAGUUAUCACUCGUACAAUCAGCUAGAGUACAAUUUAUAUGUCGGUGAACUCACCCCAGAAGUAAAUGAUUACACUUUGCACGAGUUCUUUGCAAGACGUUACUAUACCUGCAAGACUGCAAAAGUUGUACUAGACACCUAUGGUGUCUCGCGGGGAUUUGGUUUCGUCAGAUUCUAUGGUAAAGAAGACCAAGAAAGAGCACUCCAAGAAAUGAACAACGUAACUGGUCUGGGAGGCAAACCAAUCAGAGUAGCAAUAGCACCAACAAAAAGACGUCCUGGCCCUGCUCAAGGGAAAACUUCUUAUGACCAAUACUAUCAGCAAUAUCACCAACAAUAUCAGAAUUAUUACCGUGCCGCAUGGGAUAACUACAACGAAUCUAAUCGUCAAAAUCAGACUCAGCAACAACAAACAUCUCAAGAGCGAGAACUGGCACCAGCGGGCACACACAGUUAUGAUAGACAAGUACAUUACCAACAUGACGGCAAUACAUGGGGGUAUUACAGAGAGGAGGAUGUGGAAGACCCUGAAAUAACUGUAGAUGUUGAGAAAGCCAAUGCUGAAUUCAUAGUUAAAAAUGAUGAACUUUUUGAAGCGGUGGAAGGUUCAAGAUGGCAGCCAUUGGAUACAGUCACACCGGAUGCACUCAGUCUAAUGAACUCUACCCAAUUGGACAUGUUUGAUGAUGAGUAGUUAAAUAUGCAAAAUAUGCUGUGUUUGUUGAGAGUAGCGUGUACUGGUGACGUAACUAAAAGAAAGAUCUGAUAUAUGCAGUUAUUUUAGGCCACAUUAUUAUUACUUUUUCAUUUGUUUAUGCCAUAUAUGGACUUUUUAGACAAUAUUUUCUCAGUUCAAUUGGUUUGUAAGUAUAACUGGUAUUAAAGAGAUUGAUAGAAUAA